AUGAAGUCGUCAUUCGCAGCUAUCGGAGCGGUCGCUCUCGCGGCCAUCGCGCUCAGCUCUCCCUCGGUCACUGCCCGCGAAGCAGACCCAAUGCACCAAGCGCGGAUGGCGAAGCGCCACCACCACAUCGUCGAGCGCGCCGAGAAUGCCAGCCACGUUCAAGCAAUCGAGAAGCGUGGCUACUCAGGAAAGGGAACUUACUACAACACGGAGACCGGUAACGCUGGCUCGUGUGGCAACAUGCUCAGCAACAACGCCUUCACCGUCGCUGUUGCCGGUGGUUUGAUGAACUCUGGCCUCUGCGGAAAGACGGUCACCAUCAGUGCCAAUGGCAAGACUGCGCAGGCCACGAUUGCCGACACUUGCCCACCUGGCGGAGGACAGUGCUUUGGCUCUGAUCUUGACAUGAGCCCUGCUCUCUUCAAGUACUUCGGAAGCCUCGGUCUCGGUGUCCUUCAAAUCCAAUGGUCGAUCGGCGGUUCCUCGGGAGGCGGAAACUCUGGCGGCAACUCCAAGGAUAACGACAACAAUGACAAUGGCGAUGACGCAGCGGCAGAGGCCGCAGCGCGCAAGAAACAGGCGGCACAGGACGCUGCCGACGCCGCCGCUUCCUCUCGAUCAUCCGUCUCGUCAGCUGCAGAAGCUUCCAAGUCAUCCGAGUCAGCUUCCCGGGCAAGCGUUUCUUCCGCGUCGCGUGCUAGCGUCGCCAGUGUCAGCAGAGCCAGCGUUGCGAGCGUCAGCAAAGCCUCCGCCGCCUCCGUCUCGUCUAUCAAGCACGAGAGCCGUGUCUCCGUUGCUGCCGAGGCCAAGGAGUCGAAGGCUGCGGCUAAGGCCGAGGCCAAAGCAGAGGCUGCGCGCCCCAAGAAUCUCGAGCACUUUGCGGCCAUCAUGAACGAGAUGUCCAACAUGGUCAACGCAGCCAAGGACUAA
Ceraceosorus bombacis is the source of this 930-nucleotide messenger RNA. NCBI's taxonomy places the organism in Eukaryota, Fungi, Basidiomycota, Exobasidiomycetes, Ceraceosorales, Ceraceosoraceae. The record is from the annotation of a GenBank genome assembly.